This is a messenger RNA of Desarmillaria tabescens, 1214 nucleotides long. RefSeq lists its product as uncharacterized. Gene Ontology annotation, molecular function: hydrolase activity, acting on ester bonds. The record is from RefSeq and is a predicted model, not a curated record. Bases 144 to 1052 code for a protein of 302 amino acids. The transcript has 7 exons. Lineage: Eukaryota; Fungi; Basidiomycota; Agaricomycetes; Agaricales; Physalacriaceae.
ACAUAUUGAACAUUGUGACAGGUACAUAUGGUUCCGAAGAGAUCUGUCGUUGGUAGCGUGUGUUCUUGGAACAGGCGGAAGAAGCCUUCAACGCAGCUUAAAAGCGAGCAGAGUGAACAGUCAAACUGCGCACCAAAAUUACCAUGUAUUCCUCUCUCUCAUUUAUCCUUGCCUCCCUUGCCUCCCUGGCAGUGGGUGUCCAACUAGUCAUCGAACCUUCUUGCGGGGCCCUCUUCGGUACUGUCGCUGACCUCAACGCCGGUCUUGGAUCGUUAAGCUCAUACAGUACUAUCGUCGCGUUUGGAGAUGGUUACACCGAUGGUGGAAAGGAGGACGGUUCAGCGCUCGACCCGGCCAUCCAAGAUCUCCCAGACCCGAAGGCUGGAGGUCGUUUAUCCAACGGCCCACUUUGGGUGGAGAACCUGGCUUCCGAUGUUAACGCGACACUCAAGGAUUACGCCGUUACCGCAACCGUUGUUGAUCAUACGCAAUACCCUGCAUUUACUUUCUCAGAUACUAGAGAUUUUGUAUACCAAAACAACUACGUCAUUUCCUCGCGCAAUAAGCCCACUUCCGAUGAUACAUUGUAUAUUGUCUUUGUUGGGAUGGAGGACUUUAUCCGUGCUGAUGCUUCAACUUUCCCCGGAAUAGCCAGCGACGUCGUAUACGAAUUGCUUUUGAUGACAGACUCGCCCUUAUUUGCCAAGAACAUUCUCAUCGUAGACAACUACGGCCGAGGGAACGCGACUUCGUACGGAAACGAAUACAAGCAGAGCGUCUUUGACGGUCUAGGGACGUUGUACUCGAAGCGGGGAGCGAACGUUGGCUUCGUCGACCUUGGGAAUCUCUGGGCUGCAGUACUCGGCACAAACCCCGGUUAUGAAGCAUUUGGGUAUGUGAGCCCCGGAGCGUGUACUGUUAAUGACACGACUACGGUGGGUCAAUGCGACAACCCCGACGAGACAUUUUACUAUAUUCCGAAUUAUCCUUCUGCAGUGACACACCGACUGAUGGCUGACUACAUUGAAGCUGUGUUGGAGCAAUGUCAGUAAUAUCGAUCAUGGGCCAUCAAAUAUCUUAAAAUAAAGUCUGGGCUACUUAUGUGACUUUGAAUAAUGUAUUUUUGUAGUCUUCCUAUUUGUUUGAGUGUCAAAGGAAGAGAACUUCAAGAAGCUUAGAAAACCAGGAAUCGUAAAUGAUCGUGGUCACGGUUU